This is a messenger RNA of Oikopleura dioica, 315 nucleotides long. The record is from the annotation of a GenBank genome assembly. NCBI's taxonomy places the organism in Eukaryota, Metazoa, Chordata, Appendicularia, Copelata, Oikopleuridae.
AUGGAGUGUCGUGAAAAGAUAGGACUGUUUGCCCUUUGUCAUUCAAAGAAGGAAGUCUCAGAGAUGGGAACAGCACUGAGUCGCCAGAGAGAAUCCUCAAGCCCUGAAAAGUAUAACGAGUCUUUUGACGGCAUUGACGCAGUGCCACCUGCUAAUCAGGUUCCUAUUAUUCGAGAUGAGAGCUACUGGGUGUCAGAGACGAUAAAAGUAGAAGAAAAUCGGUUGUACGGUCUUUUCGGAACACUGACUUCAGAAGAAGUUGAUAGACUUCGAUUGCUUCAGCGGGAAAUAGAUCAACUAAAAGAUUGGAUAUAA